Molecule: messenger RNA, 609 nt
Organism: Dothidotthia symphoricarpi CBS 119687
Lineage: Eukaryota; Fungi; Ascomycota; Dothideomycetes; Pleosporales; Dothidotthiaceae
Exons: 1
Coding region: 137-508 (123 amino acids)
Source: RefSeq, a predicted model, not a curated record
CGGUCCGAGCAAGACAUGUCGCGUGAAGAAGAGAAAGAGUUGUCGUGUGGUGGAGUGGAGUGGAGUGGUGCAGUGUGGAUGAGCAAGAUCCCAGCAUCAUCAUCGACAUGGUACGUGAGGCUGAAAGAUCGACGAGAUGGGACUAGACAGGGCUUAUCUUAGCGUCGUUUUACCAGACUACUCUGCCCCACCCCCUCCACAAACUACCUCAAUAUCCACACCCAUUCCCCAAUUCACCGCAAAGAUGGCCACACCAACAGCAACAGCAACAGCGACAUACACCUCCCCCACAUCCACUUCCUCACCCUUCCAAUUCACAUCCCCGCUCUCCCUCCCCUCAUCAUCAGCAUCGCAAACCGCCCACCUCUCCGCCCUCCAAACAAGUCUGAAAGAGCUUCAAUCCACCAUCAACGACUUCCUGACGCAGAAAAUGGCGUCCGACAAAGACGCCGACGCAAAGCACGCCAAAGACGAGGAGAAUUACGGGGAGGAGGUGGUUGAGGAAUGAUUGGCCUUGAAUUGGAUUAUAUAUACGACGAGAACGGGGGCUCAACAGGACAAGACAGUACGGACAUCAGAUUUGCGCAGCACUCAUCUACGACUACCGCC